Molecule: messenger RNA, 4194 nt
Organism: Spea bombifrons (plains spadefoot toad)
Lineage: Eukaryota; Metazoa; Chordata; Amphibia; Anura; Pelobatidae
Gene: SMC3
Product: structural maintenance of chromosomes 3
Exons: 29
Coding region: 130-3807 (1225 amino acids)
Biological process (GO): mitotic sister chromatid cohesion
Cellular component (GO): chromosome
Molecular function (GO): protein binding; ATP hydrolysis activity; double-stranded DNA binding
Source: RefSeq, a predicted model, not a curated record
GGGACUAGUCGCCAUUUUGUUGGCUGGCGGGAGAUCGCGCGUUGUUUCCGGAGACCCCGGGAGAACGGUCUGUUUUUAUCCGUGACCGUCACCGAGCGAGGGCACCGGUGCUCCCGGGUGCCGAUAAUCAUGUAUAUUAAACAGGUCAUCAUUCAGGGCUUCAGAAGCUACAGAGACCAAACAAUUGUUGACCCCUUUAGUUCAAAGCACAAUGUCAUUGUGGGAAGAAAUGGAUCGGGUAAAAGUAAUUUUUUCUAUGCCAUUCAGUUUGUUCUCAGCGAUGAGUUCAGUCAUCUUCGUCCUGAGCAAAGGCUGGCUUUACUGCACGAGGGGACAGGACCUCGUGUUAUUUCUGCUUUUGUGGAAAUUAUAUUUGACAACUCUGACAACAGAUUGCCUAUUGACAGAGAGGAGGUUUCCCUUCGGAGAGUCAUCGGAGCAAAAAAGGAUCAGUAUUUCUUGGACAAGAAAAUGGUGACUAAAAAUGAUGUCAUGAAUCUUCUUGAAAGCGCUGGGUUCUCUCGUAGUAACCCGUAUUACAUUGUCAAGCAAGGAAAGAUUAAUCAAAUGGCCACAGCUCCUGACUCUCAGAGGCUGAAACUUUUGAGAGAAGUGGCUGGAACCAGAGUGUAUGAUGAACGCAAAGAAGAAAGUAUCUCCCUAAUGAAGGAAACGGAGGGUAAACGUGAAAAGAUUAAUGAAUUGCUGAAGUACAUCGAAGAAAGGUUACAUACACUGGAGGAAGAGAAGGAAGAGCUGGCCCAGUACCAGAAAUGGGACAAGAUGAGGAGGGCUCUGGAAUACACCAUUUACAACCAGGAACUAAAUGAGACCAGAGCCAAGCUGGACGAGUUGUCUUCAAAGCGCGAGACAAGUGGAGAAAAAUCACGCCAGCUGAGAGAUGCCCAGCAAGACGCCAGAGAUAAGAUGGAGGACAUUGAACGUUACGUCCGUGAGCUGAAAUCAAAAAUUUCUGCAAUGAAAGAAGAGAAGGAACAACUGAGUGCAGAACGACAAGAACAGAUUAAACAAAGAACGAAACUAGAACUGAAGGCGAAGGAUCUUCAGGAUGAACUGGCUGGGAACAGCGAACAGAGGAAACGUUUAUUGAAAGAAAGACAAAAGUUACUGGAGAAAAUUGAGGAAAAACAGAAGGAGCUUGCGGAAACAGAACCAAAAUUCUCGAGUGUAAAGCAGAAAGAAGAAAGCGGCAUUGCAAGGUUAGCUCAAGCGACCCAGGAACGAACAGAUCUAUAUGCCAAGCAGGGACGUGGCAGUCAGUUCACUUCUAAGGAAGAACGAGACAAGUGGAUUAAGAAGGAGUUGAAAUCCUUGGACCAAGCGAUCAAUGACAAAAAACGACAGAUUGCAGCCAUACACAAAGAUCUGGAAGAUACAGAAGCAAAUAAAGAGAAGAACCUGGAACAAUACAGUAAAUUAGAUCAAGAUCUGAAUGAAGUGAAGGUGCGCGUAGAAGAGCUGGAUAAAAAGUACUAUGAAGUAAAAAACAAAAAGGAUGAACUACAGAGUGAGCGAAACUACUUAUGGCGAGAAGAGAAUGCUGAGCAGCAAGCGCUCGCAGCGAAGAGGGAAGAUUUAGAGAAGAAGCAGCAGCUGCUCCGGGCUGCCACGGGAAAGGCAAUCCUGAAUGGUAUCGACAGCAUUAACAAAGUUCUUGAGCACUUCCGACGGAAAGGCAUCAACCAGCAUGUUAUUAAUGGCUAUCACGGGAUCGUCAUGAAUAACUUUGAUUGUGAGCCAGCUUUUUACACCUGUGUUGAAGUCACUGCUGGAAACAGGUUGUUCUAUCAUAUUGUGGAUUCAGAUGAGGUCAGCACCAAGAUCCUCAUGGAGUUCAAUAAGAUGAAUCUGCCUGGAGAAGUGACUUUUCUUCCUCUCAACAAACUGGACGUUCGUGAUACGGCUUACCCAGAGACGAACGAUGCAAUUCCAAUGAUCAGUAAGCUUCGGUACAACCAACGUUUUGAUAAAGCGUUCAAACACGUAUUUGGAAAGACCCUUAUUUGCCGCAGUAUGGAAGUAUCUACACAGCUUGCCAGGGCAUUUACUAUGGAUUGCAUCACUUUAGAAGGGGACCAGGUUAGCCAUCGAGGUGCCUUGACAGGAGGUUAUUAUGACACAAGAAAAUCCCGUCUGGAACUGCAGAAGGAUGUUCGGAAAGUAGAAGAUGAACUCCAUGCUCUAGAGGCGAAGCUGAAUGAGAACCUCAGAAGGAACAUUGAAAAUAUCCUUUUAUGUCUAUCUAGUCUGAUUAACAAUGAGAUCGACCAGCUAAUGAAUCAGAUGCAGCAGAUCGAGACACAGCAGAGGAAGUUUAAAGCCUCCAGAGACAGCAUCUUAUCAGAAAUGAAAAUGCUUAAAGAAAAGCGGCAGCAGUCUGAGAAAACAUUCAUGCCUAAGCAACGCAGCUUGCAAAGCUUGGAGGCCAGUUUACACGCGAUGGAGUCCACGCGGGAAUCCCUGAAAGCUGAACUUGGGACAGACUUGUUAUCGCAGCUCAGUCUGGAUGACCAGAAGCGAGUGGACGCUCUCAAUGAUGAGAUUCGGCAACUACAACAGGAAAACCGACAGCUCCUAAAUGAGAGAAUCAAGUUGGAGGGGACAAUAACUCGAGUGGAGACUUACCUGAAUGAAAAUCUCAGGAAGAGAUUGGACCAAGUGGAACAAGAACUUAAUGAGUUACGAGAGACUGAAGGGGGCACCGUCCUCACAGCCACCACAUCUGAGCUGGAAGCCAUCAACAAGCGAGUGAAGGAUACGCUGGCUCGAUCAGAAGGCCUGGAUGUAACCAUUGACAAAACGGAAGCAGAGAUCAAAGACCACGUGAAGAGCAUGGACCGUUGGAAGAACAUGGAGAAGGAGCACAUGGACGCCAUUAACCACGACACAAAAGAACUUGAGAAAAUGACAAAUCGCCAAGGAAUGCUUCUGAAGAAGAAAGAGGAAUGUAUGAAAAAGAUCCGGGAAUUGGGCUCUCUCCCACAGGAGGCCUUCGAAAAGUACCAAACACUGAGCUUGAAACAGUUAUUCCGCAAGUUGGAGCAGUGCAACACCGAGCUGAAGAAAUACAGCCACGUCAAUAAAAAGGCCCUCGAUCAGUUUGUCAAUUUCUCGGAACAAAAGGAGAAACUUAUCAAGCGUCAGGAAGAGCUGGACCGUGGCUACAAAUCUAUUAUGGAGCUGAUGAAUGUUCUAGAGCUAAGGAAAUACGAGGCAAUCCAGCUCACUUUCAAGCAGGUCUCCAAAAACUUCAGCGAGGUGUUUCAGAAGUUAGUCCCUGGUGGGAAAGCGACUCUUGUCAUGAAGAAAGGAGACGUGGAAGGGAACCAGUCCCAGGACGAGGGCGAAGGAGGCGCGGAGAGCGAGAGAGGGUCCAGCUCGCAGAGCAGCGUCCCAUCUGUUGACCAGUUUACAGGCGUGGGGAUUAGGGUUUCCUUCACAGGAAAGCAGGCGGAAAUGAGAGAAAUGCAGCAGCUGUCUGGCGGACAGAAGUCCUUGGUGGCUCUAGCGCUUAUAUUUGCCAUCCAGAAAUGUGACCCUGCUCCCUUUUACCUUUUUGAUGAAAUUGACCAGGCCCUGGACGCUCAGCACCGAAAAGCAGUUUCAGACAUGAUCAUGGAACUCGCAUCUCAUGCUCAGUUUAUUACAACAACCUUCAGGCCCGAGCUGUUGGAAUCCGCAGAUAAAUUUUAUGGAGUCAAAUUUCGAAACAAGGUGAGUCAUAUUGACGUGAUCACCGCCGAACAGGCCAAGGACUUUGUCGAAGAUGACACCACGCAUGGCUGAGUCCCCCCGACACAUUUCACUAUGACGUUGUACAGAGUAUUAUUACCUGUUGUUAAAUGCGCCCUGAGUUAUGUAUAUUUAAAAGUGGAGUAUUUUCCCCUCCUUUACCUUCGGGUUUAAAGUGCUAUUCUAACAUUUUUGGACCUGCUGGCUUGGCAUUUUGUACAAUUAGCUGUAGCUCCAUUUUAUGUUAAUUGUUCGCUACGUGACUUUAUACGAUACCUUUGUACUUUUCCUCCCCGUAUCGGCAGCGUUUUCCCCUCCAGUUUUUAAUGCUUUUCAAGUCUCCUAAUUUUACCGCACUGCCUCGUGCCGUCUUUUAAAUUGCCUCAAUAAAGCUGUUAAUUUUACAUGUCCGUCUGCUGGCGUAAUAAAUAACAUGAUGGA